Molecule: messenger RNA, 1083 nt
Organism: Phyllotreta striolata
Lineage: Eukaryota; Metazoa; Arthropoda; Insecta; Coleoptera; Chrysomelidae
Source: the annotation of a GenBank genome assembly
AUGUGGAAAAUCAGAACAAACACAUUCCUAAAUAUAUGCAUAGUUUUAAGUCUGUUCGUUCUUUUCUAUACUGCAAUGUUAACGAACGACACAGUUAAAGAAAACAGACAUGUAAGGAAAAGUUUAAAAAAAGACUCCAUCAGAUUUCUGCCAUCGAUAAACUCGAAGAAAUCCAAAGAAUACAACGUUUGGUUGAUAUUCACAAAAGUCACCAACGUAUCGACGUUGAGUUAUAAAUUCAGAGACCUUUUACAUAAUUUAUUGAACGUCAGUUCGGUGCCUUUAAAAUUCAAUAUAAUCGUCGAUAAAGUAUCCCAAACGAUUGCCGAAAAUCAAAUAACCGAAGUCCUACUUUAUGGGCGAAAAUCGCUCGUCUAUUCGUUCUACGACAUCGAAGAUUGCGCCAAGAAAAUCCAGGACAUCGUCGAAGUAAUGACGCCCCAUUUCAGCUCCAAACCCGGUACUUAUUACAGCGACGCUCUCUUCUACAUUUCCUUGGGCCUGUACAGAAUCGCCCCUCUCAACCAACACUACGCCAUCUUGUUAGAUUGCGAUUUGUAUUUCAAGAAAGACAUAUCGUUGCUGUUCGAUGAAUUCGCCAAGUUUAAAUCGAGCGCUCUUUUCGGACUGGCCCCCGAACUGACCCCGGUCUAUCGGCACAUUCUACACGCUUACAAAUCCAAACACAACACCACGUUCGGUGAAUUCUAUCACGAUGGAGGGAAUUCGUCCAACCAAAGCCACCCGAACGGCUUCCAGGGCUACAAUACGGGCGUAGUUCUGAUUAAUUUGGGCGCCCAGAGGAAAUCCCUGGAGUUUCCGAAGGUCGUUUCGAACGAAUCCGUACAAGCCAUGACUACUAAGUACAGGUUUCGGGGCCAUCUCGGAGAUCAAGAUUUCUAUACGCUUAUGGGCUACGAAUACCCCCAUUUGAUUCAAACGCUCCAUUGCGGAUUUAAUAGACAAUUGUGCACUUGGUGGAGAGAUCACGGUUACAGUGGAAUAUUUUCCGAUUAUUUCAAAUGCUCGCACGAUGUGAUUGUGUUGCACGGUAAUUGUAAUACGAGGAUACCAAAACGAUAA